Messenger RNA from Paramisgurnus dabryanus, 1959 nucleotides. It is a transcript of the gene fsta, whose product is annotated as follistatin a. Lineage: Eukaryota; Metazoa; Chordata; Actinopteri; Cypriniformes; Cobitidae. Gene Ontology annotation, molecular function: protein binding; calcium ion binding; extracellular matrix binding. The record is from RefSeq and is a predicted model, not a curated record. Gene Ontology annotation, biological process: anatomical structure development.
CCGAGACCCCUUAUACACUUAAAAGAGGUGGCACUCUCAGAGCAGCAUUCAUUCAGCACUGUCUGAGUAAGAAGAUUACUUUUGCGCAGCUCGUCCCAAUACUCGUUCUCUCUUUAAACAUGAUAAGGAUGCUAAAGCGUCACCAGAUCGACAUGGGAAUGAUUUUGUUACUCUUGUGGCUCUGCUGUUUCAUUGAAGACCACAAAGUGCAAGCUGGUAACUGCUGGCUACAGCAAGGCAAGAACGGGAGAUGUCAGGUGCUCUACAUGCCAGGCAUGAGUCGAGAGGAAUGUUGCCGAAGUGGGAGGCUCGGCACAUCUUGGACUGAGGAAGAUGUGCCCAACAGCACAUUAUUCAGGUGGAUGAUCUUCAAUGGCGGUGCUCCAAACUGCAUACCUUGUAAAGAGACAUGCGAUAAUGUUGACUGUGGCCCUGGGAAGAGAUGUAAAAUGAACAGGAGGAGUAAGCCACGCUGCGUCUGUGCCCCAGACUGCUCCAAUAUUACCUGGAAGGGGCCAGUGUGCGGCUCAGACGGAAAAACAUACAGAGAUGAAUGUGCCCUUUUAAAAUCCAAAUGCAAAGGGCACCCUGACCUGGAGGUGCAGUAUCAAGGCAAAUGCAAAAAGACAUGCCGCGACGUCCUGUGUCCUGGUAGUUCUACUUGUGUGGUGGACCAGACCAACAAUGCAUACUGCGUGACAUGCAACCGUAUCUGCCCAGAGGUUAUGUCUCCUGAGCAGUACCUUUGUGGCAACGAUGGGAUUGUCUAUGCCAGCGCGUGCCAUUUAAGGAGAGCCACGUGCUUGCUUGGUAGAUCCAUUGGCGUGGCAUACGAAGGGAAAUGCAUCAAGGCCAAGUCAUGUGAUGACAUCCAUUGUAGCGCCGGGAAGAAAUGCCUGUGGGAUGCCAAGAUGGGUCGUGGGCGCUGUGCGGUUUGCGUGGAGUCGUGCCCGGAAAGUCGCUCGGAGGAGGCGGUGUGUGCCAGCGACAACACCACAUAUCCGAGCGAGUGUGCCAUGAAGCAGGCCGCUUGCUCUUUGGGGGUUCUCCUGGAGGUUAAGCAUUCAGGAUCUUGCAACUCCAUUACUGAAGACCAGGAGGAUGAUGACGAUGAAGAAGACCAGGACUACAUGGCUUAUGUCCAUUUAUCACCAGUACUGGAUGGAUAAAGCGCCAUCAUCCGGUGGAACAGACCUAGGGCAAGGAAUCAUGUCCACACUGUACAUAUGUGUAUGCUAAUUUAUUUUUCAGAGGAAAAAAAAGAGGUAUACAUGUAGUUCAGUCUGCUUGAUGUUUAUUUAUACAGUGUUUUGUUUUAUAAUUUAUGCAUUUACGGUGUCUGGCUUACUGUCUGUCAUGUUGAUUUAUUUUUUCCUUUUUUUUUUCUUUUUUUUUAUGACCGAGAAAUAUAUUUGUCCAAAGAGAAGCAGUGUUAUUUAUUGUGAGGUAAUAUGCUACCAUGUUGUAAAGUGUGAGUCAUCUGCAAGCUGUAAAUUGCAUUUCCCUGAGCUGUAUAAAUGCUUAUCAAUGUCAAUUCUGUAUCACAGAUGUUUAUUUCACACAUACUUGCAUGUUAGCUUGUGUUUAUUUAUUGGAAAAAAAAUGGAAACACAUAGGAAAAAUGUCACUCUUUAAUGUACAUGUAUAUUUCUGGUUUUGUUUACAGUUUAUUGUAACUGACCAAAGGGAUUUUAAAGUUUUGUGGUAUUGUGCAGCAGGUUAAAGUAAAAAAUGAGCCAUUUCUCAUAUAGGAAACCCCUGACAAUUUACUUUACUAUGAGCAACAGCAGUAACAGCUCAAGAUUUUUUGCGAAAGAGGUGAAAUUCCCAGUGGGUGAUACUUUGAGAAACAUGUGCCAUUAAGCUUUUUUGUGUUGUUUUUGCCAAUAUUCUGCUCCAUAUUGCUCUUGCAGAGCUAACAAAAGGAAAAGAGAAGAGAACCGAGUAUCAAUAUAUAAA